AUGCUUUUCCAGCUCCCUUCCUCAGUGCUCUUCCUGGCCCUCCUUGUUCUCACGGAGGCCUCUCAGAACCAUGGCGCCCACCUCGCAAAUAUGCGUCGCCGCCAUCUCAACCCCCGUGCUUCUGCCGGAGUAUCUGAGCUAGCUACGCCUACACGCUCCGUGGCCUCACGCCGUCGCGCCUGCAAGGCGAAGUCAUCGGGCGCUCUCUCCUCCUCAUCCGCCCCCACCUCCUCCUCCGCUGCCGCCGCUGGUAUCGUCAAUGUUGGCGGCUCGCCGACCACCACUUCGACCACGGACGCACACACCACGGAGACGAGCACCACUACUACCAAGCAGGCCACCCACACCAAAGCUACCCCUACCACAAUAGCUGGGCCCGCUGGUCAAUUUGCUCCCGUCAAGCCCUCCGAUUGGCCCUCCGUUACCCAGGCCGGGGCCAAGCCGUCAUACACCGUCGCCACAUCCUCCGAUCCCUACCUCAAAGCCCUCUCUGAGGCUAUGGACAACUCGGGCAACUCGCUGUUCACAGAGGUGAAGACUGGUGGUGACAUGACCUAUUAUGGUCAAGGUCUUGGAGCAUGCGGUGACGUCUACGACAACGAGUCUUUCACCGCCGCUGUCUCUGAGAUCGUCUUUGACGCAUGGCCAGGAGCUGACGGCAGUGCCCAGAACCGUAACCCCAUUUGCGGUCCUUUCGUCCCCGGUCGUCAGGCCCUCACCGCCCAGGGCCUGAUGGCCACCACAAUCAAGUCUUCCGUCCCUGGGUUCGCUCAGUGCCACGUUCCCCUCACUGCUACCGUCACACACGGCAGCAAGAGCAUUCAAGUGCGAAUCGUCGACCGAUGCGUUGGCUGCAAACCCAACGACAUCGAUCUCACGCCUGCUGCAUUUGCGGCUCUUGCGGAUCCGGCACUUGGGCGCACUAGCGUCACCUGGCAGUUCAACAACUGGUAG
Molecule: messenger RNA, 954 nt
Organism: Mycena citricolor
Lineage: Eukaryota; Fungi; Basidiomycota; Agaricomycetes; Agaricales; Mycenaceae
Source: the annotation of a GenBank genome assembly